Messenger RNA from Colletotrichum abscissum, 1623 nucleotides. RefSeq lists its product as uncharacterized. Gene Ontology annotation, biological process: proteolysis. The coding region runs from base 1 to 1623 and encodes 540 amino acids. NCBI's taxonomy places the organism in Eukaryota, Fungi, Ascomycota, Sordariomycetes, Glomerellales, Glomerellaceae. The transcript has 4 exons. The record is from RefSeq and is a predicted model, not a curated record. Gene Ontology annotation, molecular function: serine-type carboxypeptidase activity.
AUGCGCACAUCAAGUCUCAUCGCCGGCCUGACAGCUGCGCUCAGCUUGCCGCUGAUCUCCGCCUACGCACCGCCAAAGUUGCACCGGAGUCCGCUCCGUCGCGACGCUCCUGGUCAUGCUCAGGUGCAAGCUCCACCACGGGCGAUUAUGCGUCGCAGCAGCACCUUGCAGUACUUCAACAACAAGACCAGUGCUUUCUACGUUGACGGAACCGGAAUUCCGGACGUUGACUUCGAUGUUGGCGAGAGUUACGCUGGUCUCAUUCCGGUCGAUGCUUCGAAGCCCGAGAGUGAGCAGCAGAAGAACUUCUUUUGGUUCUUCCCCACCGAGAACCCUGCUGGCAAGGACGAUGUCAUUAUCUGGUUCAAUGGUGGCCCGGGAUGCUCCUCCAUGGAAGGCUUUCUUCAAGAGAACGGCCCGUUCUUGUGGCAGUAUGGCACCAUCAAGCCUGUCGCCAAUGCUUGGUCCUGGCAUAAGCUGGCCAACGUGAUUUGGGUCGAGUACCCAAUCGGCACAGGAUUCAGCAGCGGCAAUGUCACUGCCACAGACAACGCCGAGACCGCAGACCAGUUUGUCAGCUUCUGGAAGAACUUUGUCAACACCUUCGACCUGCAAGGCAAGAAGAUCUACAUUGCCGGCGAAAGUUACGCCGGUAUCUACGUGCCUUAUGUCGGCGCCGCCAUGCUCGACAAGAACGACACCAGCUACUUCGACGUCAAGGGCGCGGUCUACUACGACCCAGUCAUGCCUUACGAUGACGCGAUGAACUUCGACCACGCCGCUUUCCCGUCAUUUUAUCGCUACUGGAAGAACGUCUUCGCGCUUCCCAGCGGUGCCGACAAGCAGAUCGAGCAAGACGCCAAGAACUGUCAGUUGGAUGAGUACUUCAACAAGCACUUGGCGUACCCGCCUCCUGCGCGUCCCUGGCCAGCAGCGAAUGUCAAGGAGGAGUGCGAUAUUAUUGCCCACUUUGACGCGAUCUCGACAAUCAUCAACCCUUGCUUCAACGGAUACCACAUCCUUGAUACCUGCCCUGUUCUCUGGGAUGUUCUGGGUUUCCCAUCCAUCAUGUACAGCCCUCCCAAUACCACCUUGUACUUCAACAGACCCGAAGUUAGGAAGGCGAUCCACGUUCCCGUGGACUACCCUACAUGGAGCGAGUGCCAGGACCCCGUCUUCGUCGACUACAAUGACAACUACAACGGCACUGAGCACGAGGAGAAGUUCCAAACCCUUGUGGAGCGCACGAACAACGUUCACGUCGGCUCUGGUCUGGCGGACUACGUUAUCAAGCCCAAUGUCACCACCCUCGCUAUUCAGUACAUCAAGUGGAACGGCGAGCAGGGAUUCCAGAAGCAGCCCUCAGAGGAUCUCCUCAUCCCUACAGUCAACAACGUCGACGAAAACGUUCCGAGCUGGGCCGGUGCUAAUGUCCAAGGAUCCGUUCACACUGAGCGCGGCUUCACUCAUUCCACUGCCAAGAUUAGUGGCCACAUGGUUCCUCAAUAUGCCCCUAGCGUGGCGUUCAGACACAGCGAGUUCAUGCUUCGUCGCGUGGACUCGUUGUCUGCUGGUGCGCCUUGGUCUGUGAACAUUUCUACCACUUUCCAGUGGCCUUACUAG